Lagopus muta (rock ptarmigan) is the source of this 1061-nucleotide messenger RNA. RefSeq lists its product as uncharacterized. Bases 1 to 1041 code for a protein of 346 amino acids. The record is from RefSeq and is a predicted model, not a curated record. The transcript is spliced from 5 exons. NCBI's taxonomy places the organism in Eukaryota, Metazoa, Chordata, Aves, Galliformes, Phasianidae.
AUGCGGCCACCAGUCACGUUGCCGGUCCCUUAUUUCCACUGCCAUUUAUUUUGGACGAGGGGCGAGAGAAACCGGAGCGCAAACCGUCACGGCCGGGGCGUUCUGCGGAGCGUCAUACUGUCACGUCAUUCACGUCAAAUUCCAAGCGAGCCGUUUGAAUUAGCUCCGCCGGAGGCGGCUGGGAGGCACAAGGAGCUUUGUGGAGAUCCUCCGCCGCGAGAGCCCGAGCGAGAGCAGGUUCCGUUCCUUCGUGCUGCUGGGGCCGAAAAGCUACGCGAGGGGCUGCUUUUAGAAGGAAACGUUGGGAUUCUACGUAACGUUCUCUGUUGUUUUGUUUCCGGUUGUAGCGAGACCGCGCGCAUUGAGGAUCAGCCCGACCCGGUGAGCAGUUCCGGAGGUAGCGAGACGAGGGAGGCGGCGAGCGAGCCGUCCGGCUGCCCUUACCGCCGUUUUUGGGGCCGGCGUAGGACUGCCGCCGGGCUCUGCCAGCUUUUCAGAGCUGGAGUACCGUCGCCGCCCGGUUUCCAUCGCACCUUCAGGAGGUGCCGCCGCUCGCUUCCUCGAGUCCCGACGCGGCGUUCUCAGCCGCGUCGGGCUUUUGGGCGGUCGCUUCGGUUCCUUCCGCCGUCAUCGGCGGGAGCGAGCGGGACGGGGCCGUACUGUUCCAGCCUUUGUGCUGGUGAGGGUGACACGCGACGCGAAGGUUUGCUAACACUUAAGUUUACGUUUUCGCAGGCGGAGCCUCUUGUCGGCCCGAUCCGGCGAGCGUUCGGGGUGCCAGGACAGACAGACGCGGCAGUUCACGCGAGGAAGCCGAACGGACCGUGCUGCGCCCGGGGGCGAGCGGAGGAGCGCUCGGCGGCGGCUGGAGUUGGCCUCACCGCUGCGGGGAAGAACCGUAUGACAGGAGCGGCACCCGAAGAAGACCGUGCUGUCCCGGCGGGUGAGAGGUACCGCGGGCCGGCCGCGCGCCCUCGUGGCCGAUGUUAUCCCGGGGUCGAGGAAGACGGGACGUUUGCGGAGUCUGGCAGAGAGCGGUGAAGACGAUGGGGGCGCGGGAG